Messenger RNA from Hyalella azteca, 12609 nucleotides. RefSeq names its product protein dachsous (gene ds). Gene Ontology annotation, biological process: homophilic cell-cell adhesion. The transcript is spliced from 20 exons. Gene Ontology annotation, cellular component: plasma membrane. NCBI's taxonomy places the organism in Eukaryota, Metazoa, Arthropoda, Malacostraca, Amphipoda, Hyalellidae. Gene Ontology annotation, molecular function: calcium ion binding. The record is from RefSeq and is a predicted model, not a curated record. Bases 691 to 10776 code for a protein of 3361 amino acids.
GGGUGGAGGUGCGGUGUCGCGAGUGCUGUGCAAAACCUGCCUUCAAAGUGCCAAACCAUCUAAUUUCAGUGAAUUUUAGCUCAUAAUAUAUGUGCUUAGGAUGUUACUGUGAUAAUUCCUGGGUGUAAUGAUGCUUACUAAGAAUUUAGAGAUGGUGUUCGGGGCGCCCGCGAGCUGACCGACCUUCUUCGAAAAAUCGGCUGGUCAAGUCAAUUUCACCGCAACUACUGUAUCAAUUUUUUAAACUUCAUUAAAUGUUAAGCUGCAGUGAAAUGAAAAACAAAUAAGGCAUAUAUUCAUCUAGUUUCAAUAUUUGUCAGUACAUUAUUCAUCAGUGCGACUGAAGUCAUCAGACUGAAGUCACUAGUUAAGGUGUGGAAGUUGUGUAACUGUCGUUGAUUAGUGUACAUAACCACGGAAUUAUCAGUUGCAAUUUCUCAUCACUAUUAUUUUCAUCACUAUUAAAGCAAAUCACUCCACUAUGCACGUGUAAAUUUAAAAAGUGAAUUUGAAUUGAUAAUUUGAAUUACAAUAUUCCUGACGAAAAUCUAAUUUAACGUAUUAAUGGAACGAAUUGACUAUGCUAGCUAAGACUGUAAAAAAUUUGAUAUUUAGUCUCGUAAAUAAUACAGAAAUCAGCUAUACCUAGGAUGCGCGACCACUGCCUUCGAUAUUACAAUAAUAGUGAAAAUGUGUGACCGCUGCUGCGCAGUGGCAGGAGCCUCGGUCUCUGGGACUCCUCCAGUCACGGCAUCUGAACCGCCGGAACGGACCUCAAGUUACCGGAAAAGUCAGAAGCGGAGCGGCCUGAAUGAACGGUUUCGUCACAAAUUUGAUAAAUGCUCAGUGAAAAAUGCAAGUGAGAGGCGUGGCUCUCAUAGAACUCAAAUAUAUAUGACGUUAAUACAUUUGUUGUUGAUUAGUUUGUUGCCAGUCAGUCGCAGUGAGUAUGUCAGGGAAUUUCAAGUGUCAGAGAGUGCAGCUAUCGGAACGAGCAUUGGCAUGAUUGGUUCCGCGAAUCCAGGGCAACCAUCGCCACCCCAACCUCCUUAUAACAUAGUUGCCUUGUCGGACAGCAAAGUCGACUUGGAUUUGCAUAUUGAAGAAAGUACCGGAGAAAUUAAAACCAAGAGGACGCUAGACCACGAGGCUCGAGAUACUUAUUCUUUCAUAGCCUUCCCUCAACACGGCGAGAACGUCGAAAACAUCCGAGUGCUACUGCGAGUACAGGAUGAAAACGAUAACGCUCCUACUUUUCCCAUAUCGGUUAUGAAUAUUCAGUUUCCCGAAAACACUGCUCGGGACGUAAAAAGGCCGCUGGAGGCGGCAAUUGACCGAGACACUGGAAUAUACAACACCCAGCGUUACGCGAUCGUGUCUGGAAACACUAACAACGAAUUCAGGCUUUCGUCUCAGAGGCUUCAUAAUGGAGUUCUCUUUUUGGACCUUCAAAUUAAUGGGUUUUUGGAUCGGGAGACCACACAGUAUUAUUCUUUGUUGAUAGAAGCCUGGGAUGGCGGUACACCACCACUCAAGGGAUCAAUGAUUGUAAACAUCACCAUUCAGGACAUGAAUGACAAUCAACCCAUUUUCAUACAAAGCCGAUAUUUUGCAACUGUUCCUGAGAAUGCUACAAUUGGUACAUCAGUGCUCGAAGUUUUGGCUACGGACACGGAUGCUGGAGAGAAUGGCCGCAUUUCCUACUCUAUCAAUCGUCGACAAAGUGACCGAGAAAACAUGUUCCAAAUCAACCCAAAAACAGGCGUUAUCUCGGUGAACCGACCCUUGGAUUUUGAAACUAAGGAGGUUCACGAGUUAGUGGUUGUUGCACGAGAUAAUGGUGAACAGCCUCUGGAAACAAGUGCGUUCGUGUCUAUUAGAGUGAUCGACGUCAAUGAUAACCAACCAACUAUAAAUUUGAUAUUUCUCUCUGAUGAUGCCACUCCCAAGAUCUCUGAGGAUGCUCAGCCUGGUGAAUUUGUCGCUCGAAUAUCAGUGAAUGAUCCAGAUUCCAAAGAAGAAUACCCAAAUGUGAACGUGACAUUAGAAGGUGGUGAAGGUCACUUUGGUCUCACGACGCACGACAAUAUCAUUUAUCUCAUGAUUGUUUCUCGCCCUCUAGACCGCGAACUUAAACCAAAUUACAGCUUAGUCGUGAGUGCAACCGACCAGGGCAACCCUCCUCUUCACGCGUCGCGUCAGUUCGACCUGCAAGUGACCGACCUCAACGACAACGCACCUGAAUUCGACCAGACUGUUUACUCAGCAUACGUUUUGGAAGUGGCAGACCCUGGAACCUCAGUAUUCCAACUCUCCGCAUCGGAUCGAGACGAGGGCAAUAACUCUGCCAUAACGUAUUCAAUCCGUAACACCCCCGAGACUCAUUCAGAUUGGUUUCAAAUCGAUUCUCGGACUGGGUUGAUAACGACUCGCAGUCAUGUGGACUGUGAGACUGAACCUGUCCCUCAAAUAACGGUCAUAGCGACUGAUUCAGGAUCACCGGCCCAAUCCUCGUCUGCUACCGUCAGAGUGACAAUUAGAGACGUGAACGACAACGAACCUAUAUUCGAUCAGAGUUUCUACAACGUGUCUGUGCAAGAGUCAGAGCCUGUCGGGAACUGCAUACUAAAGGUGUCUGCUGAAGAUCCGGACUGCGGCGUCAACGCAGACGUCAACUACACAAUAGGCGAAGGCUUCAGGCGCUUUCGGGAGUUCGAGAUCAGACCUGUGAGCGGCGACAUAUGCAUCUCUGGGCGCCUGGAUCACGAGACGCGCUCUGUGUACGAGUUCCCCGUGGUGGCCACAGACCGAGGCGGUCUGAGCACCACUGCCAUGGUCAAAGUUCAGCUCACUGACGUGAACGACAAUCGUCCUGCCUUCUACCCUCGUCAGUACAAUGUGUCGCUGAGGGAAAACCACGUCUCUUCGUCUCCCGUAGUCGUGGUCGUCGCAACUGACAAAGAUUCAGGCACCUACGGACAGGUGACAUACGAGCUGGUAGGUGGCAACGAGACGGAACUCUUCCGUCUAGACAGCAAAACUGGCGGGAUUUUCGUCACGCGUCCCCUGUCCAAGACCACGUCCAUGUAUCACAUUAACGUCUCGGCCAAGGACGGUGCGGGGCUCAGGUCUGAGCACCACGCCGAGGUAGCCAUCUCAGUGAUCGACACCAACCACGAGCCUCCGAUAUUCGACCGCCCGCGCUACACCUUCAACGCCCGCGAGGACGUCAACGUAGCGCACAUCAUCGGCACCGUGAGCGCCUCCUCCAGCGCCAGGGGUGGCGGUGGACGUGUUCGGUAUUCUAUUUACUCUGGGGACCCAAACGGUUAUUUUUCCAUCGGCCCACAAACCGGCAUCCUGAAGACGGCGAGUCCUUUGGACCACGAGGCGCAGUCCUCGGUGCUGCUCAACGUCCUCGCCACCACGGGCUCCCCGCCCACUUACGGCCACACGCAGGUGAACAUAAGCAUCUUGGAUGUUAACGACAACGCUCCGGAGUUCGAUGUUCAAUCGGUGAAGUUGUCGGUGCCGGAGAACACGGCGCUGAGGGAAGCCAUCUAUGCGGCCCACGCCACCGACCAGGACUCUGGCGACAACGGCGUCAUCACGUAUUCUCUGCUGCAGAACCCGGCCAAUAUGUUUGCCAUAGAUAAGCUUGGCAUUUUGACGCUGGUUGAAAAGCUGGACUACGAGGCCGUACAUCGGUUCACGCUCGUGAUAGGUGCCAGUGACCAGGGCGUACCUCCUCUGUCUUCGAACCUCACCGUCGACAUGGAAGUUCAAGACGUCAACGACAACCCUCCCGUCUUUGAGAGGGCCUCGUACUCCAUCAGCAUCAUUGAGUCUUUGCCCGCCAACUCGCAGUUUUUCCAAGUGACGGCUACUGAUAAAGAUACCGGCAAUAACGCUCGUCUCACCUACACAAUAAAAGAGAAAGAAUUCGAGAACGUCUUCGGUGUAUUCCCCAACUCUGGAUCUCUUUACCUCAAAGAGGUGCUGGACCGCGAGACGCGUGACGCGUACGUCGUAACUGUCGUGGCCACGGACAAUGGCACACCAAAGUCCACGGCCUCCACUACCGUGGCCAUCACCGUGCUUGAUGCCAACGACAACACACCUACCUUCACCAAGCAGGUUUAUGAGUUCACGGUCGAAGAAAAUCUCCCCGAAGGCACAGUCGUUAGUUCAGUAUCGGCCGAGGACGGAGAUUUGGGCGCAAAUGCAUCUAUGCGAUUUUCAAUUGAGCCUUCGCAUCCUUCAUUCGCCAUCGACCCUAAGACGGGAGAAAUCCGCACUGUUGGCUCUUUGGACCGAGAAGUCAAGGCUGUGUACGAAGUGAUUGUUAAGGUCCGCGAUCUCGGCGUGCCCCCGAAACACUCGCAGGCCACAGUCCGCGUCCUCGUCACCGACGUUAACGACAACUUGCCUACUUUUGUGGAGCCCCAGCAAGCUUCCAUCAGCGUCAGAGAAGACCAGCCUGCCGGCACUGAAGUCUUGCAGGUCCGAGCAACCGACAAGGAUGAAGGCAACAAUGCAUCCAUAACCUACUCGUUCCUGCCUACUGACGACUCCGACGACCACCUCGCCUUCAGCAUUAACCCCAGCACCGGGGUCAUCAGAACUGCUAAGGUGUUGGAUCACGAAGUGAGGAGUCGGUACAGCUUGGUGGUGAAAGCGAGUGAUCAGGGGGAAGUCCCUAAACACCUCACCAAGUUGAUACAAGUAGACGUGUUAGACGUCAAUGAUAACCGGCCCACGUUUUCGGCAUCUUCUUUAACAUUCAGAAUAAAAGAAGGAAUACCCAUAGGAGAAAAAUUAGGUUCCUUGUUAUCUAUGGACCAAGCAACUACUGGCAAGGAAGAUGUAACUUACUCUAUCGCGUCUGGCAACACUAACAAUGUUUUUGACAUCGACAGACUAUCUGGCCAGAUUUUCACCGUUCGGGAGGUCGAUUAUGAGAGAACUCCCGAAUACCAACUGCAAAUAGAGGCUGUGGAUUCGUCAGCACCUAACCCACAAGAGUCCAUAAUGAAAGUAAAGGUAGAAGUGGAAGAUGGUAACGAUGAAAUCCCAAUUUUCCCGGAGGAUCCUAUUAUCUUUUCGAUAAGUGAAAAUUUAGCACUUGGAAGUCCAGUUUGGAAUUUCAGCGCUACUGAUCUAGAUUCUGGUGACAAUGGUCGCGUCGAAUACUCUUUGGCUCAGCAAGCUCCUAAGAAAGUGUUCAAGUUGGACUCGGUCACUGGAGUGCUCUCUCUCAUGGGCCCUCUGGACUUCGAGGAACAGCGCGAGUUUACUCUUGUGGUCACUGCCAGCGAUCAACCAAGAGACGAAGAGUUAAGGCUUCGUUCGUCAGUGACAGCCAAACUGUUAAUUGAAGAUUAUAAUGACAAUGCACCAAAGUUUGUCUCAAGCAAUCGUAUAGACAUAAUGGAAGAUGAGCCCACCGGCUACCCAAUGUUACACGUCAUCGCCACGGAUGACGACUCCGGCGACAACGGAAAAGUGACUUACAUUAUCAGCAGCGGUAACGACGAAGGAAAAUUUUCGCUCGAUUACGAUACUGGAGUUCUGAGUGUUGUCAAACCUCUUGAUAGAGAACAGACAACCAUCUAUAAUCUGAACAUCACUGCUUUUGAUCAUGGAAAACCGCAAAGGUCAUCUUCUCAGAAUGUUGAAAUCCACGUAGAAGAUGUCAACGAUAAUGCUCCAAAAUUUUCAAUGCCGCUACACCGAGCUAACGUGUCAGAGGGAUCCGUUCCUGGGACGUUUGUUACAAGAGUUACAGCGUCUGACCAGGACUCAGGUUCGAACAGUAACCUGACGUAUAUCAUACCUGCGGGCAUUGGUGACAACAAGUUCAGAAUCAAUCCUGGAACUGGAGAGAUCCACACCGUAGCUACUCUAGACCGCGAAGAGAAGGAGCAAUAUUCACUAACCGUUUACGUCCGGGAUGGUUCUUUUCCUGCUCAGUAUGACACUGCAUCCGUUCUUGUGUCUCUCUCUGACGUCAAUGAUCACGCACCUGAGUUUCGAGAUUCUUGUUAUCCACUAAGAGUUCCUGAAAACACCGAUCUUUCAGUUAUACACACUCUUUUGGCAACAGACAAAGACUCGGGUUUGAAUGGAGAAGUUACCUAUUCACUAACCGGAGAAGAUAUCGGGAACAAAUUUAACAUUGAUACCUAUUCCGGUCAACUGUCAGCUCGGCCACUGGACAGAGAAGCCAAAUCAAAGUACUCUCUAUCGAUCACUGCAAGAGACCGAGGUAAGCCGUCGCGUGUUGGCACAUGUAACAUCACCGUCACCGUUGAAGAUCAGAACGAUAACGAUCCCAAGUUCACUCAGACUCGCUACACAGCAUCUUUGUCCGAAGACACUCCUCCUGGAUCAUCAGUCUUGACUGUGCAAGCCACUGAUCGCGAUCACGGGGAAAACUCGAGGAUCACUUAUUCGCUGAGCAAUGAAACUCAGUGGCUCUUCAAGAUCGACAAUGAAACUGGGGUUAUUUCAACCGUAGGAAUUUUGGACCGAGAGAAGCAAGACCGCUACAACUUCGAAGUGCGGGCCACCGACGGCGGCCAGUACGAUACGCGCUCUGAAACAGCGCAGGUGCAGAUCAGGAUCAACGAUGCCAACGACAACCGCCCUCAGUUUGCCGAGUACCCGUACCUGGUAACAGUUCCUGUGUACAGCCAGCCAGGGCAGGAGCUCGUCAGAGUCGUGGCUACCGACAGAGACGAGGGCCUCAACUCUGACAUUGUUUACAGCCUGACUAACAAGCCAAGUAACAGCAAAUUUCGGAUCAACUCGGAAACUGGAAUUUUAACUGCCACGAGCCCGUUGCGGCUAGAAACCAUGAAACUUUUUCACGUGGAAGUCGUUGCCAGAGAUCGAGGCUCUCCUCCCAUGUCGUCCGUGGGACUGAUCGAAAUUCAAGUCGGGGAGCGUAACCCCACCACAUUGAUGUUUCAGAACACUUCUUACACUGUACAUUUGCCAGAAAACUCGGCUACAAAUGAAGAAGUUUUGCAAGUAACAGCUCUACGUUCAGAUGACAAGAGAGAGAGAAUAAGCUAUAGUUUCGCGUCCGGAAACGAAGAUGACUUCUUUGAAAUGGACAGCAACACUGGGUUGAUACGCGUCAAAAACUCAAACCUAUUUGACUAUGAGUUGGUGUCGGAAAUUGAUCUCGUCAUUGUUGCGCAGUCGAACGGAGAGGCUCCUUUGUAUGCUUACACAAACGUGCGCGUCAUCAUUAUCGAUAUGAACGAUAAUUCACCACGAUUUACUCAAGACGAAUACGUAUCGUCGGUCUGGGAAGGAAACAACAAAGGGACUUACGUCAUACAAGUUUCGGCAACAGACGACGAUACUGGACCUAAUGCCAACAUAGUUUAUUAUAUUGUUGAUGGCAAUCAUGACGACGCCUUCGUUAUCGACCCUCCAUUUUCGGGAAUUGUCAAGACCAACAUUGUUUUGGACCGCGAAAUAAGGGAAACUUAUCGACUGACCAUCAUAGCUACGGACGAAGGCGCUCCAGAGAUGACCGGCACCUGCACUCUGCGCAUCAACAUCGUUGAUGUCAACGACAACCAGCCUACGUUCCCUCCACACUCGCUCGUCCAAGUGUCUGAAGGAGCUGAAGUUGGCACCAUCAUCACCACAAUUACAGCUAAUGACGUGGACACGAACCCCGCCAUCACGUACAACUUUGCAGCUGGGGGCAAUCCUCUCAACAUGUUCACCAUCGACAAAUUCAGCGGCAAGAUAACCCUUGCCGCGCCGCUGGAUCAUGAAGGAACACUGCAGUAUACUAUAGAGGUCGAGGCGUCGGACACGGCCCACGUGGCGCGCACCAAAAUCACGGUCGAGGUGCUCGACGAGAACGACAACCCGCCCGUGUUCUCCCAGCAGGCAUAUCAGGUCUCGCUGCCCGAGCUCUCCGCACCCGGCACCUCCGUUAUCAGGGUGAACACGACGGAUGCUGAUGAAGGUGUGAAUGCUGAGGUUCAGUACAGCCUGGCGGCAGGCACCGAGCAAGGGUUUUACAUCCAUCGCACUACAGGGAUCGUUUACAGCAACACGUCGCACCACUACAACCCUCGCCAGCCUGUCAUCCAGCUCGUGGUGACAGCCAGGGACAAGGGCAAGCCUUCCAUGGCAUCCGUGGCUGCCAUCACUGUACAGAUCACCGACGUCAACAACCAUCCACCGAAAUUUUCCAGUGAAACUUACACAGCCCGGGUGCGGGAAGACGCGUCGAGAGGCCAGGCAGUCGCGAGAGUUUCAGCGUCCGACAUGGACGAGUCGAGGAACAACCGCAACAUCGUCUACUCUAUCGUCUCUGGCAACGAUCAUCACACUUUUCAAAUAGCCUCGUCUACAGGCGAGAUUAUCCUCCUUAAGGAAUUGGACAGAGAGAAGCAAUCCCAAUACACCCUUGUUGCUCUCGCCUCCGACAGAGGUUCUCCCUCGAAAAAUGCGACCUCCGAAGUUGUCAUCGAAGUUUUGGAUGUAAAUGACCACGUGCCCGUUUUCAAUCAGUCAGAAUAUUUUGUAAACGUUAGCGAAGCCUUGGACAUCGGGUCAAUAAUUUUACAAGUAUCGGCUGUGGAUGAUGAUUCUGGCGAUAAUGCUCGCAUUACUUAUGACAUCACCUCCGGGAAUGACGAUCAAAUUUUCGCCCUCGACUCUGAAUCAGGCAUCAUUACCCUGCGCGAGGAGCUGGAUUACGACACGGUUCCUGAGCACCGUCUGAUCAUACGAGCUUCGGAUGGUCAGCGUCAUCACUCCCUCUCUGCUCUAACUACAGUAUACAUUGGCCUCAAGGACGAGAAUGAUAACGCCCCAAGCUUUCCAGCUCCAACUUACUAUGAAUUCGUCGUGGAAAAUUCCCCCGUAGGUACAACUGUGUUCACUGCCAUUGCCAACGAUGCGGACAAGGGACCUUAUGGAACUCUCAACUACUCCAUCCCCUCGGGUGAAGACAGAAAUAAAUUCAGCAUUGAUCCUGCAACUGGUGUUGUUACGACGGAGGUUGUAUUUGACUUUGAAGUUCGUGAUGAUUAUUAUUUCUCGAUCCGAGCGUUUGAUGCAGGAGGCAAGUUUACCACCGUCAAUGUAAAAGUCAAUGUCAAGAGUAGCGACGAGUAUGCGCCUGUGUUCACGGAAAGAAUAUAUUAUUUUUCAAUGCCGUUUGAUGCCCAAAACGGUAAUGUUGUUGGUAAAGUAGAAGCAACUGAUAAGGAUAAAGGGUCAGAUGGCCAAGUAUUUUAUUCUCUUACCACGCCUUCUAGAGUUUUCAAGAUAAACCGCACCACUGGAGAGAUUAUUGUCAAAAGACCUCCUGGCAGAGAAGAAGGCAUUAGACUUGAACUUCUUGCCAAUUCAGGUAAACCUAAAUCUCUGAGAGGACUGGCCACAGCUGAAAUAUCAAUUGGAAAUCACAACAGUUCUUGGGGCAACAGCACCUCGUUGACAGGAGGCAACACCGAGGGCGGAGGUCUGGCAACGUGGGCAAUUGGCUUAUUGAUCGCUCUUAUUCUUUUGGUUUUAGUUUUCGGCGCUGCGUUCUUAUUUCUGUACCGUCGUAAUCUACUCGUCAGGAAGCCAGUUAUUCCUGAUCAGUUUGACACGUCUUUUGACACCAUCGAUAUCCGUCACCCACCGCCGACUUCCGCCCCAGACUUGUCACAGUAUCCGACGAGCUACAAUGAUCUGCCAUACAAUCACCACAGCGAUCGAACUCAUCACGGAAACACAACAUCGGAGAUGAGCGAGCAAAGUCAAAGCGCAAGUAGUGGACGCGGAAGUGCAGACGAUAACGAAGACGUCGAGGACGAAGAAAUUAGAAUGAUCAACGAAGGACCUCUUAUAAAGGAGCAAAAACUCAGAGAGAGACUUGGCCUACCCGAUUCAGGAAUUCAUGAUGACGAUAAUAUGAGUGAUGUUUCCGUCCACAAUACUCAGGAAUACCUUGCCCGCCUAGGAAUCGAUACCACUAAAACUGAAUCCACGAAAGGGUCACAAGAUCUCACGCAUUCAAUUGGCAGCAUGCACAUGUUUGACGAAGAAGGUGCAACUGAAUCCGGUGAGGUAGACAUCAAUAACCUGAUCUAUUCGAAACUAAAUGACGUGCCAUCAGAAGAAGAUAGUUCUAUCAUGGAUGGCACACGAGCAUUUGGUUUUGGAGGGGACGAAAGUCAGCCUUCAAUGACCGGCUCUUUGAGUUCAAUUGUUCACAGUGAAGAAGAACUGCAAGGCUCUUACAACUGGGACUAUCUUCUCGACUGGGGCCCUCAAUACCAGCCUCUCGCUCAUGUGUUUUCUGAAAUCGCCCGAUUGAAAGACGAUUCAGCGCCAAAUUAUUCUCGGGAACCUCAGAAAAAAACUCUCAACCCUCAAGUGAAGACCAUCCCUCCACCGCUGCUAACGAGCGUCGCCCCUCGCUCCAUUGCCCCGGUUGCCCUGAGCACCAUACGAGCCCAGAUGUCGAUGCCAUCUCUUCCCCGCUCCCCAAUAAGUCAUGAGGCCUCUUUUACGUCCCCCGCCAUGUCUCCAUCAUUUAGCCCCUCAUUAUCACCUCUCGCCACACGAUCUCCUUCCAUAUCCCCUCUAAUGACCCCAGGUAACAGAGGUCCAGCUCCUUCCUUAGCUGCACAAAAUUCCGUGACCUCAACACCUCAUCAUUCCCGCGCGCUGGGCCAGCGUCAAGGGACGUCUGGCAUUCUCACAGGAGCUUCGUCGGGAUCUGAAAGCGAGUUGAGGAUAUGAAAGAGAACUUGAUUAAUAAUUUUACGAAAAAAUGUGUGAAAGCCAUAAAAGUGAGUGUACAGCAUGAAGUAUCUUAUAGUUAGUUAUCAUAAAUCCCAACCAAAAUAGUAUUGUGAUUUUUCUAUAGCCAAAUGACUCGUUGAGGUGCGAUUGUAAUUAUCUGUACAUUCAACUUAGAAUUAAUGGGCGAACGAGGAAUUUUCAAGUUGAAGAUCAUGUCAAUUGAUUCCCGUUUGCAUGUGCAUUAUUACUUUAUUAAUUAUUUCUGUUGAUACUCAUGUCAUGUCGACAGCUUUGUGAAUUAUUGUUAUGUUUGUUGUGUAAAUAUUCUUCACGUCGUUGUCUAGAGGGAGAAGGUUGUGAUCUCGCAACUUCACCAGCGAAGAGGUACAAUGGAGACCGAGAGAUACGGUAGUUCUACUCCAAUUCAUUUUGAAAUAAUUUAAUCUACUGCGGCAGAUUCAAAAAUAGAGAAUAAUUUAAACCGAGCCCUUUCGAGGAAACAAUUUGUGAUAAAAUAAAUAAAAUCAUUGUUAUUACAUUAGGAAGAACAUUAUCCGAUAUUUUUACACAAUUUUCAUUCAUGACAUUAAAUGUCAGUCCAUAAGUUGUUAUUGGAAAGCUCCUUCCCGCAGUGAAAUUAACUACGGUUUCGUGGGCUUACAAUUUAAUGAUGUGCACUCGAGUUUUGGUAUGCCUAAGCGUCAAAUUCACGAGGCUGCCUAACGUUCUCUCUCUUGGUUUGUAUGUAUAUGUUUGUAUCCAUGUCAUCACGCGAUGGCUUUCUUCCUACAAGUUGUGUAUAUUUUUAGAUGUGAUCUGCUUGUGCAGUGUUGUAUAAAGUGCCAAAUUUAAGUAUAAGAUUAGAUUUAGUUUUUAGGUCCGUCCAUAAUAGUUGGAUACUUCAAUCAGAUCUUUUUAUCUUUUAAACGCCAAACACUCUUCUUAAAGUGCUUAAUCUGCAUAGAUGAUGCAAGGCGCCGAGUCAAGUGAUAAUUCAAUCAAGAAACUGUGUUUUUCUCCGUAAAGUGACCUUCGCAGAGCCAAUUUCAGUUCGUUUAUUAGUGAGCUACGUAUCUUCAUGCAUUCGUGCAACUUCCAUUCAAGAAUUUAGAAAUCAUGUUAUUUCUUGUAUUAUCUCUGACGAUGUUAAUGCGACCGUAUUCAAUUCUGAAUUCGUAAACAAAACUCUCAAUUCAUCAAAUUGGUUCGCCGUCUUUUACAAGCUCUCAAAUCAGUAUUGGAACUGAUCCACUCCGGCUCUGAUCCACUGCGGAACUGAUCCACUCCGGAACUGAUCCACUGCGGAACUGAUCCACUCCGGAACUGAUCCACUCCGGAACUGAUCCACUCCGGAACUGAUCCACUCCGGAACUGAUCCACUCCGGAACUGAUCCACUCCAGCUCUGAUCCACUCGGGAACUGAUCCACUCCGGCUCUCACCCCAAACUCUGAUUAUCACUGACAAUUUACGACUUCUAAGUUUAUGACCAUCACCUGCGUUCUGAUAAAAAAAUUUCACUCUUAUCCUAAAGUAAAUAGUUUUUUAAGUUGCAGCGGGUCUCAUCACAGCAUGCCAGACGCUUCUUUGCGUCACACUCCAUUUUGCCAACAGAUGUGCCAAUUCUGACUCGGGGGACGGCCGUCGUCGCCGUCUUAGUUAUUAGGAGACCUGAACUUUGUUGUCCUCAAGUGUCACUGUUAUCUAUUGUUUUUAUAAUGUACUUCAGAAUUGAAAUGCAUAUAUAUUGUCCUUAUUGGCCACUGAAUUACAAACGUUUGACGUGUUCAAUAUAAAUUAUGUAUAAUUGAUUCAUAAAUGAUAUUAAUGUU